AAUGAGCCAUACAUCGAUUCGCUAAAUCAUCGAGGUGUUCAGCGAUUUACAAAUCGGAAGAAAGGCUAUAAUACCGUGAUCUGUGGCUUUCAAAUUGAGUGUUAAUCCGCAGCUUAAUCAUGUUUAAAAACAGUGAGAAUGAGGUGCGGUCGGAAAACGUGACGUCAUCGCUAGAGACAGGUAACAUAUAUACUACACCCAUUGGAUAUAUUGAAUCCUGCUUCAAAGCAAAAAAUGGCACUCCUAGGCAGCCCACUAUCUGUAGCUUGUCACGUGGCUGCUUAAAGAUAAGCAAAAGUGUCUUCAACAACCCUGAACAUUCUCUAAUAGGAUUAGAACAAUUCUCACAUGUGUGGAUUUUAUUUGUUUUUCAUAAAAAUGGUCGUUUGAGCUGUAAAGCAAAAGUCCAACCACCAAGGCUGAAUGGAGCAAAAACAGGGGUAUUUUCCACAAGAAGUCCUCAUCGCCCCAAUGCAAUAGGAUUGACUUUAGCAAGACUGGAAAAAGUUGAAGGUGGAACAAUUUAUUUAUCUGGAAUUGAUAUCAUACAUGGUACUCCAGUUCUUGACAUAAAGCCUUAUAUUGCUGAGUACGACUCACCACAACCUUCACCUUUCUGUGUAGAAGAGCACCAGGAAAAAGAGAGACAACACAUGAGGUACAAUGACCCUGAUCUUGUAAAGGCUGAGAAAGAUGAGAAGUCAGAACAGGUGCAAACAAUAGCAUACCAGCCAUCCAAUGAAAACAUGUUUAACAUAGAUGAAGCAUCAUCUGCAGUUGUAAGUACAUCAGGCAUUCGUGGAGAAACACAGGACGACAAAGAGAAAAGAAUGGGUUUGAUUGAUGAUCCAACUGCCAGCAUUUCAGAAAACCAGUAUUCCUUGCUAAAUGAUUCUUCAAGUGACUUUGCAAGCUUCAAGUCUGCCAUUCAAGAGGCCACAAGUGUAAAAGGUGAUGACUUAAGAAUUGAUUACACCGGUGGAAGUUUUGUUCCAUCGUGGGUGAGAGAUGCCCCCGUGUCCUCGUUAAAAGUGAGGUUCACUCCCCACUCAGAAAUGGAACUAAAACAAUUUAAAGCACAGUGUGAUUCAGGUGGACCGUCUUUUAGCUACUUCCAGUCUACAGAAGAAGCAAAAUGUGCUAUAACCACUGUGCUGUCUGCGGACCCUCGUUCAGUUUACAGAAGGAAACAGUGCCAGGAUCGUCUUUUCUAUUUUAGCCUAGACACCAUUCAUAUUACUUGCUGGUUUGGUGAUGGGUUUGUUGAAGUAGUUAGAAUAAAGCCUCUGGAUAGUAAUGCUGAACAUCAGAGCCGAUAAGAAAAUAUUAUCUUGGAGUUUAUUUGUUUUAAUAUUCACUUUUAUGCCAAGUCACAAGUUGUGUAAUUCUAAGGAAUGUAUUAAUCUGUAAGAGAAAUAUUUCAAACACUGAGUAACUUCUCAUAACAUUGAAAGUUUAUCUCAUCAAAUUAGAAAACAUAGAAUUUUAUACUUGCUGUCUACUUCCCUACUUGAACUGUGGCAUUUUUAAAGCAAAGGGUUUUGGGGAUUAUUUAAAAAAAAUAAUAAUAAAAAAAAUAUAUAGUGUAAAACCAAGAAGGUGUAUCCACUCCCACCAUCAAACAUCAACCGCCAGGGUGCUAUUAGAAAUAUGAAUAAAAGUCCUUGAAGAAGAAAGGACGCUGCUGGUCCCGAAACGUUACUGUUCAAUAAAGGAUUUGUUUCACAGAUGAAAAAAGACCAGUGAGUGCUUAUUUUCAAGGACUUAAUAUAUUUUAUGAAGAACUUUGACAACAUUGUUUUUAUUAUGAAAAUAACACUGCAGAGUAUUACUGGGAAGUUGUUGGAAAAAAAGAUCAUAUUAUUUAAAGAUUUUUAUUUUUAUUUGAUUGCCUUUAAAAGGAAAAUAAACUGUAAACCUGUAUUUACAUUU
This is a messenger RNA of Bombina bombina (fire-bellied toad), 1932 nucleotides long. It is a transcript of the gene TRMO, whose product is annotated as tRNA methyltransferase O. The transcript is spliced from 5 exons. NCBI's taxonomy places the organism in Eukaryota, Metazoa, Chordata, Amphibia, Anura, Bombinatoridae. The coding region runs from base 120 to 1319 and encodes 399 amino acids. The record is from RefSeq and is a predicted model, not a curated record.